Physcomitrium patens is the source of this 2284-nucleotide messenger RNA. RefSeq lists its product as uncharacterized. NCBI's taxonomy places the organism in Eukaryota, Viridiplantae, Streptophyta, Bryopsida, Funariales, Funariaceae. Gene Ontology annotation, biological process: microtubule anchoring at mitotic spindle pole body. Gene Ontology annotation, cellular component: microtubule organizing center; MWP complex. Gene Ontology annotation, molecular function: protein binding. The record is from RefSeq and is a predicted model, not a curated record.
CUCGCAGCCGCGGUUACAGAUUUGGAAUUCUCCGGCACAAGUUAGCCUCGUCCCUACCAUCCAUGGUGGCAGGAGACCACUCAAUCCAUCUCCGCGGUCUGUUGCAGGUUUUCUCAAACCCCUCCUCGCAUCCCCGCUUCUGAACCCGCAUCGUGGCUUCUCAAACUUUUACUGUCGUCAGCUUCAUGGAUCUCGUUUCUUCGUCCGCAGUUCUUGUUGUGGAGAUGGGGGAAGAGAAUGAGAGGAUUGAGGGAAAAGCCGCUCCGCAGCGUUGAUGAUCGAGUAGGAGUGCCUUGUUAGAGAAGCAGGGUGGCGAUGAUGGGUUGGAAGUGGCAACGUGGGAUGUAAAGGUUGUGCUGCCAAGCGAGUAGUGGAGUUUUCCUUGUGGAGCAGGAGUAAUGGAAUUUAGCGACACUUACAAGCAUUCGGGUCCCUGUUGUUUUUCCCCUGAUGCCCGAUUUUUGGCUGUUGCAGUCGACUACCGUCUUGUAAUCCGUGACGUGGUCUCCCUCAAGGUUGUGCAGUUGUACUCUUGCUUGGACAAGAUUAGCUAUGUAGAAUGGGCCCCAGAUUCGGAGUAUCUUCUAUGUGGUCUCUUCAAGCGAGCUAUUGUUCAAGCAUGGUCUGUAUCACAGUCUGAGUGGACCUGUAAGAUUGACGAAGGUUCAAUCGGAAUAGUGCAUGCCAGGUGGAGUCCAGAUAGCCGUCACAUUCUUACAACAUCCGAGUUUCAACUCCGUCUCACCGUGUGGUCUCUUGUAAGUACUGCGUGUGUGCAUGUCCCGUGGCCGAAGCAUGCUACGAAGGCUCUUUCCUUCUCGAAAGAUGGCAAGUACAUAGCUAUUGGCACUCGGCGAGAUUGUAGAGAUUAUGUCCAUCUUUUGGCAUGCCAGGGAUGGGAGGCCAUGGGCAAUUUUGAAGUGGGCACCACGGACCUCGCUGAUCUAGAGUGGUCACCCAAUGACAGUACAAUUGCCGUGUGGGAUUCUCCUCUUGAAUAUAAGGUCUUGGUCUACUCCCCUGAUGGCCGUUGCCUUUUCAAGUAUGCAGCUUACGAAAAUGCGUUGGGAGUCAAGUCAGCGACUUGGUCACCAUGUGGCCAAUUUUUAGGUGUUGGCAGCUAUGACCAAGUUGUGCGAGUUCUCAAUCAUCUGACGUGGAAACCUGCGGCUGAAUUUAGUCAUCCAGCACAAAUCAGGCCUCCUUCAACAACCAUCGUGUUUAAGGAGGUUGAUGAACCAUGGCGUACCGACUUAGAGUCGAUUUACGCUAAAGGCCUUCCUUGUGACUCCUUACGACGGGUUUUCUACAAAGUGGUCGAGGUCCCUGUAACCAUCCCCUCGUAUAAACCACCAGUGGACAAGCCCAAUCCAAAGCAAGGGAUUGGUCUUCUUGCGUGGAGUGCAGAUAGCCAAUAUUUUUUCACAAAGAACGACAACAUGCCGAAUGCUUUGUGGAUUUGGGAUGUCGUGCGUUUGGAGCUCUUGGCUCUUUUACUUCAAAAAGAUCCAAUACGGUCUGCAGCUUGGGAUCCUAUUUACCCUCGCAUCGCUGUUUGCACAGGAACCUCCCAAUUGUACUUGUGGACCCCAACUGGCGCUUGUUGUGUACAAAUACCGCUUGCCGGAUUUUAUGCAUCUGAACUCAAGUGGAUACCAGAUGGUACUGCAUUGCUGUUGAAAGACAAGGAAGCCUUCUGCUGUACCUUCGUGCCCAUGCUUCCUGAAUUUGAGCCUGAUGAUGAGAAUGAGAACGAGAAAGAGAAUGGUUCGUUGUAAUAUAUUGUUCAGGAAUCAGGUUAUCCAAGCAUUGUUGCAAGGGGCACCAAAAUUUCUUGGUUACUCUUACUGUGGAGAGUAGGACAACAUGAUUGAUGUUACUUGCCACUCAGUCUUGAAGUGGGGAAAGGAUAUACAAUCCCAUUAUUACAGGGCAGGAAGCUUAGGAAAAACAAUCAUUUGAGAUGUUAACAUACUUAUUAGGAAUAUGACUUUUGUAGUUUGCCAAUUUUUGUCUCAGACUAGUUCGCAAAGCUGCUUUUUUCUUCUUGUAGAACUGAGCUUAGUUAUGAAAUAAGGUCCAACAUUCGUCAGUCGGAGGGAUUCUGCUGGUAUCUAUGGGUUCUGCACGUGACCUCAUAGUUCUAAGGAUUCCUGGAGGAUUUGAAGGGCAUAAGAAUACUUGUGCUCAGAGUGAAGAUCAGUGGCUCCUUUCAAUUAGAUGAAUCAACAACCUUAUGUCAUUCUUCACAAGUGAAUCUUUGUUGAUGACGUUGAAGCUCUUA